Molecule: messenger RNA, 2553 nt
Organism: Ostreobium quekettii
Lineage: Eukaryota; Viridiplantae; Chlorophyta; Ulvophyceae; Bryopsidales; Ostreobiaceae
Source: the annotation of a GenBank genome assembly
AUGUGGCCUCUGGCAGUGUCAUGGCGACUCUUGCUGAUAUGCGCCUUCAUAUGCACAGUGGACUCGGUGGCAGAACAAACGAACGCACAGAGGCUCCGUCUCAAGCAUGAGGACGGAUGUUUGACACCCAUCGCCGUGCACAACUGCACAGCGUUUUGGGCGGCCCUGCAGUCGCUGCCCUCGAAUGAUCAAGGAAGGAUAAUUGUAAUUUCUGGUUCCGUUAACUGUUCUUCUUUCAGUGGGGGGGAUAUCGAGCUACGUGGCAAGACAAUCGUCAGGGGCUGUGGCCCACAGUGUCCGACGCCUGUCCUGGAUCUGGGGAGUCAAACAGGCAAGAUAUUGUUGUCAGAGGGCGCCUCUCUGGCAUUUCAUGGGGUAGUUGUGCUGCAAGACUGGGUGCAGCUCAGUGCAGCGCGAGGGGUCAUAAUGCCUGCCAUUGCGCUGCAGGGAGGGAACAAUGUGCGUUAUGGGGUGUCUGUUCUGGCGGCCAACCACUGCGCUGCUGCAAGAUUGCGCAGCUCCAGGCGGCAGAAGUCAGCGAACCCCAAGAGUGCAGGUCGAAAGAUGAGGAAGGAGCUUAGAGCAUUGGGUGCUGAUGUGGAAACGGAUUUCACCAUCAACAAUGCCACAAUUAAUGUUGGAGCAGAUGGGACCGGGGGGGCCCAGACUGGGGAAGUAUUAGUCGAGUUGGUUAGAACCACAGGGGACGCUUUGCUGAACAAGCUCGGCGUCAUUGAGUUCUGCGAAACUGUGGUUCUGUGUCAGCUCGGCAACAGUGUGGAGGUUCUUGCGAAACGGCUGCAAGAUUUGCAGGCGCAUGACUGUGGCUCUUUCGAGUCAUGUGGGCAAGUGGGCAGCCUGUCAGCGGACGAGGGACCUGUUCCUGCAGAGACAGAGACCGAGGAUGGCAGCGGCAGCAACAACCAACUGGUGGUGAUCGCUGUGUCCACAACAGUUACGAUCAUCGUUCUGUUGCUGGCGGCAACCAUGUUUUCAAGCUACGUCGUGAAUAAGAGAAGAAGGAAAGAAAAGGUAGAUACAGACAAGCCCAAACCAUCCCCUCAAGCUCCAACUCGGCAGGAGGAACCCAAACACGAGCCCUCCGAGCAAGCCAUGGCACGCCAAGCUGAGAAAGUUAAACUACAACAGGACAACGCCCAUGAUGCGUACCUUGCAGCCAGAGAAGAAUCUUCCUCCGGUGGAGCUUCCGAUUGGUCCAAACUGGACAUCAGAGAUGUGGAAUUCGAGGCCUUGAUAGGCAAGGGAGGGUUUGGAAAAGUGUACAAAGUCAGGUACCAUGGGGAGGUGCUGGCCCUCAAGAUGAUCAACCAUGAGGACGUGUCUGGCGAUGCUGUGAGCCAGCCCCUAGAGGUAUACUUCAGCCAGAGCAUCAAGCACCGCCACGUGGUGAGGACGUACUUGCACAACACGCACAAGAGGAGUUGCAGCGAGGCUCCAUGCAUGACACCCAUUUCUGCAAGGUCGGAGGCUGACUGGCUGAGCUACAUCGGCUCGGUGAACGAGAUGGAGCUGGGCGACUUCCGAACCUGGCUGGUUAUGGAGUUCUGUGACAUGGGCACCCUGCAACAAGCCAUCGAGGACAGAGACAGCACAUUCUUUGGGUUUGGAGGGGGCUGUGCAGUCAAGAAGGCAAGGCUGGUUUUGAGCUGUGCCAGGGACGUCACGUCUGCGAUGGCGUACCUGCACUCACUGGACAUUAUCCACGGUGAUCUGAAGGCGCAGAACAUCCUACUGCAGACCUGCAGGAGCAACGAGAGGGGGUUCAUCUGCAAGGUGGCAGACUUCGGCUUGAGCAGGAGCUCCCGCUGUCGCUCGUACAUUCAGACAAACACAUUUGGCACAGUCUCCCAUAUGCCGCCGGAGCUGCUCAGCGACGGAAUCCUAACUCCUGCGACCGACGUCUACAGCUUUGGCAUGAUGCUUUUUGAGAUGAUAUCUGGGGAGGCACCCUAUUCUUCCAUGGAAUACACGGAGAUCGUGAUGGGGGUUGUGGCAGGAGUGCGGCCCACAAUCCCCAGGAACUGCCCACCAGCAGUGGCCCUGCUCAUCAAGGACUGCUGGCACAGGGACUACAGGUUGAGGCCCACGUUCCGUGAGAUAGCAGACAGGCUUGACAAUAUCAUCGACCACAUGACGUGUCCUGUGGACGACAAGGAGGAUCCCUUGUUGCUGAAGGGCGAUGUGGGGGCGAGGCCACAAGAAGAGCCCCCCGUUCCCAGCUUCUUGAUCGGCAGACAGACCCUGAGCGCCCGCUGCACCAGCCUCGUCGACACCGCGUUCAGCAUGCCUCACGGCCAGGACCCAGCCGCCGCCUACACUCCCAGGGAUGGCGCCUACACUCCCAGGGAUGGCGCCUACACACCCAGGGAUGAAGUCUACACACCCAGGGAUGACGUCUACACACCCAGGGAUGAAGUCUACACACCCAGGGAUGAAGUCUGCACACCCAGGGACGCCUACGCUUCCGCUGAAGAAACAGACGAAUACGAUUCCGGUGCGGAUGGUUAUUUGAGCUCAAGGACUUUUCAGUAG